AUGUCCGGCUCAGUGAUUAGGAACAAAAAACGCCAGAAUCACUUUUUUUUAAACAUCUUCAUAUUUAAUGGUAGACAACAACAAGGCAAUUGUCAAACAUGGGUGACAUCGAGCAAAACAUAUUAUAAUUUUGAAAUAAUUUUUGUUUACAGGAUCAACGCCAAUAACACGGAGGUAAGGACUGUGCCUCAGCUGAAAAAGAAAUGGCAGGACCUCAGGGCUGCAGCCAAGAAGAAGGAGGUGACAAGGAGGAAGGAGAGUGUGAGAACUGGUGGAGGUGGCCCUCCUACACAACUCACUACUGUUGAACAGAAGAUUGUGAGUUUGAUUCCUCCUUGCCAGAUUGAAGGAAUUGCUGGAGGAUUUGAUUCGGGAGUUGAUGGGUCUUUUCUGGACUAUGCUUUGGAGGCUGAUCUUGAU
Haliotis rufescens (red abalone) is the source of this 420-nucleotide messenger RNA. RefSeq lists its product as uncharacterized. Gene Ontology annotation, cellular component: nucleus. The annotation marks the transcript as partial. The transcript is spliced from 3 exons. NCBI's taxonomy places the organism in Eukaryota, Metazoa, Mollusca, Gastropoda, Lepetellida, Haliotidae. The record is from RefSeq and is a predicted model, not a curated record.